AAGUUUUACGUACGCAAAUGGCGUAGGCAGCCACAUUGAAAGCGUAUAACGGGCAUAAAAUAGAGUAAGCUUGUAUUCAUAAUUCCCUUCUUUCUGCAAGAAAACAUAUGAUGGUCAUUCAGUGAAACGUGCCAAACGUACACGGGCUAAAAACCAACAGAAACGCCCAGAGCGCGUUUCCCACCUUUCAGCUUGAUCUGAGGUACUCUGUGCAGAAGGCUCCAUGUGCAGGCGGUGUGGAUGCUGAAGUUUGCAACAUAAAACAGCAUUGGAGCAGGCCAGCUGUUUGAGCAAAAAACCUAAAUAUGGUGAGGCUGGAGCUUGACCAGGUGGUGAUGAGGAGGAUGAAGGAGGAGGACAUCGAAAUUGUGAAAGCCCUUAUCAAGGAGGGCUGCGAGGGCACAGAAAAUCGUCUCAUCCUCCACAUCCUCACUCGCCCACUCUGCCUUUUCAUCCUGGCUGUGUUUUCCUCAAUUCUGCGUUGCCUUGUCCACUCUUUCAUCCUGGCCCUUGCUAUUCCUGUCUUCCUGUUAAUUGUCUUUCUCAAAAUCACCAUGCCGCGGUCAACCGGGGUCCUGGGCAGCAGCCGGCCCUACUGGGACUAUGUGGGUAGCAGCUACAGAGAGGCACAGGAUGACACCCUGCAGAAUCCCUACUGCCGGAUCAGUGGCAAGACACCAUUUACAAAAAAGCCAAAGCGCCGAGCUGGAUCCAAAGACAAGGACAAAGAGGCGACAACAGAAAAGAUCACUCCAGAGAGGGAGCAGGCAGCAGGGCAGGUCUGGCUGGCAGAAUGUGAGGGAGAUAUCCUGGGCUGCAUCUUCCGGGAGGGCGAGACACGAGCGGGCAUCAGCAGGAUCUGCAGGCUGGUGACAGGCUGUUGGUACCGCAGGGAGGGCCUCGGUCGGCUGCUUGUCCAAAGCCUGGAGCAGAGAGAGAGGGAGACAGGGGCACACAGAGUGUAUGCACACGUUCCCUACCCCUCAAAGUUGGGGGAAGCCUUCUUCAGGAAACUGGGUUAUUGCCAGCUUGGGGUGGAAACUAGUGAUGAAGAUGAUAAGGAACUGAAACAAGAGACUCCUGAGAGAGGCUUCCUGGGCUACCCCCUCACUAAAGUGUUUUACAAAGACUUGUGAUUGACUUUUAAUGGACACGUGCAGUUUAAAAGGUAAAGAAGUGCGUCUGAUUUCUGCGGCAGCAUGUUCAAGUAUUUCAUUUAUGUAAUCUUUGUGUUAUUUAUUAGAUUAUUUAUUGAGUGUGCUGCUAUCCCGAGGAUUCAUUUGUUUUGAGUUUAUUUUUUAUCAUCUCGUCAUUUUCAUUUAGAUGAAAAACUGAUUCUUUAUUUAAUCAUUCAAAGAUUGCAUGAUCAUGCCUCAGCUGUGCUGUUCUCUGAGCAUUUGUAAUAAAAUAAUAAUUAAAUUUCAUAUCUGUUUCCUUAGCUGUGUUUGUGCAGUUCCUUUUCUUAAAAAAAUCAACACUGUAAAAGGUGUGUGUGCGCGCGCGUGUGUUUGUGUGAGACUGCACGCAUUUCUUUGUGUGAAACCAAAUAGAUGUGUAGGAGGCUGUACAGUUACUGUAUAGGAAGUAUGUGCGGUUUCGUGAAUAUGCAGAAUUUAUCUACUUUUAUCUCUGCACUCCCUGACUGCCGCUGCUCACCUUCGUAAUAGCUUGUGGGUCGAUGAGGCUGCAAAAACAGCACAACCUCAAUAACGUUUUCUUCCACUUUUAGUUUUCUUUGUUAUAUUUUAGGCGAUGGUAAAGUUAUCAAUCGCAAAGAGAGUGCAUGCUAGUG
Molecule: messenger RNA, 1792 nt
Organism: Pelmatolapia mariae (spotted tilapia)
Lineage: Eukaryota; Metazoa; Chordata; Actinopteri; Cichliformes; Cichlidae
Gene: nat14
Product: N-acetyltransferase 14 (GCN5-related, putative)
Exons: 4
Coding region: 306-1136 (276 amino acids)
Molecular function (GO): N-acetyltransferase activity
Source: RefSeq, a predicted model, not a curated record